AUGGCGCUGGGCACGUUGGUGGGGCUGGCAGUGGCCAAGACGAAGAUCCAACUCGAGAGCAGGCGCCGAGACGCCAAGAACAAAGACGCCAGACGCCAUACAGAGGUGGAGAUGGCCGUCAGCAGCGGUGUGAGGGAGCAGGACGCACCGCUGGAGCCGCUGGAAGGAGUUCCAGGCUUGGAGGACGUGGCGGAGAGGAACUCCAGGCAGGCGGAGCAGGACAGGAGAAGGGAUGAGGCGAGCGACAAGGCAGCUGGAUCUACACCGCUGCUCGCCUUGGGCUGGAGUGCGGCCUGGUUCACGCUGCAGACGUCCAAGGAUAUUGCGGUGGGGCUCUACCACGGAGGCGACUACGUGCGAGGCAUUCUGCAUCCGCCUGAAGACACCAAGAAGAAGGACCAAUAG
This is a messenger RNA of Phytophthora sojae, 405 nucleotides long. RefSeq lists its product as hypothetical. The record is from RefSeq and is a predicted model, not a curated record. The transcript has a single exon. The coding region runs from base 1 to 405 and encodes 134 amino acids. NCBI's taxonomy places the organism in Eukaryota, Oomycota, Peronosporomycetes, Peronosporales, Peronosporaceae.